Molecule: messenger RNA, 1913 nt
Organism: Jatropha curcas
Lineage: Eukaryota; Viridiplantae; Streptophyta; Magnoliopsida; Malpighiales; Euphorbiaceae
Product: protein NRT1/ PTR FAMILY 5.6
Biological process (GO): transmembrane transport
Cellular component (GO): membrane
Molecular function (GO): transmembrane transporter activity
Source: RefSeq, a predicted model, not a curated record
UAGAAAAUUUCUGGGAAGUAAGCUUCAAAUUGAUUAAAGGGUUCAAAUGGGUCGCAUCAUGAAGAGUUGUUUCUCUAACCUCACCCAUGAAGUGAUUGCUUGGGCUAAACACAAAAUAAAUAUUACAAAGGCAGCCUUCUUCCUUUUAGGUUUAGUUUUUGCACAUGGAUUAGUGAAAAAUGCAGUGGUAGAUAUCUUGAUUAUGUACCUUAUGGAAGACUGGGAGCGGAGCAAUCUACCUAAAGCUGCUGCUAUUAUUAAUAUUCAAGAAGGAGUAGCUGCUGUUGUUGCUCUUAUCAUGGCUCACGUCGCGGAUGCCUACAUAGGUCGCUUCACAACUGUUAUAUUAACCACUGCUGCUUAUAUCAUUGGGUUGAUGCUAUUAUGGUUUUCUAGUUCGUUUCUUUCACACGUGAAGAUUGGAGUAUUUUACUUGGCAUUGGCACUGAUAGCAUUGGGUACAGCAGGGAAAGAUCCUCCUUUCAAAGCAUUUCUUGCAGAUCAGCUAGUCGGCGAAGAUUACGAUCAAAUUCAAGACCGCACAACAUUUUGGUGGCGAGUGGUAAAGUUUAUAGGGGCUGUCAUUUCCGUAUUUUUCAUAACUCGAUAUUCUUGGAAAGCUACUUUCAUGAUUUCUACAAUAGUGAUGGGAACAGCUUAUUUAUGGUUUUUGGUUGGUAUUUGGAUUCGCUUGUAUCACCGCAAAGGACCAACGGGAAGCCCGCUUACUACUCUUUAUAGAGUCACUGUGGCAGCUAUUUAUAAUUGGCAAUUGGAUUAUCCUCUUAUAGAGUUUUCUCCUCGUCAUCCAACUUUGAGGUGGAUGGAUAAAGCAUCUAUUAGAAGAACUUCUUCUUCCAACCAACAACCAAUUCAAGAAUCAACCUUCUCAGCAAGACUUCUCCAAAUAAGCUCUUGCACAGAAACAGAAGUGAAGCAUGCAAAACGACUUCUAACAUUGAUUCCUUUAUGGAUGACCUUCCUCAUGUACAGUGUGGUACAAGCUUCAGGGAAUACUUUCUUCAUUGAACAAACUGAUGGCAUGAAAAUUCGUAUAAACGCCGAUUUUGAUUUUCCUAUCACUUUUUUCUUUAUAUUUCAGUCAUUAACAAGGUCUAUAACUUCAUAUCUUGCAAAUUUACUAAUCUCAAAGAAGUGGAGGCUAGCAACACAACAACGUCCACAACUUUUAAAAAUCAACUCAGGAAUGGCUUUCUCUAUUAUGUGUUGCCUUGCUGCAUGGCAGGUUGAAGUUAAAAGAUUGAAAUUAAUGAAGGAAUGUGGAUGUAUGAGCAGUGUUUAUGAGAAUAAUAAAAUCAGUAUGAGUGUUUUGUGGUUACUUCCACAAUUCUUCUUGUUAGGACUUAUGGAAGGACUUGCAGAAGAUGGGCUCAGCCAGUUCUUUUAUAACCAUGUGGAUGAAUCAAUGAAAUUAUUUGAAACACCAUUUAAUGGAUUGGUGAUAGGAAUUGGGAGGCUCCUUACACUAUUUUUUAUUCUACUUAGAAGAAGUUGGUUUGGCGAUAGUAUAAACCAUAGUCGAUUGGAUAAAUAUUUUCGGUGGUUAAUGAUCCUCAGCUGUUGUAACUUGUGUUUUUGUGGUGUUGUUUCUUAUAAAUAUGCAAAUCUUGAAGGACAUCAUCAACCUGACAUCAUUGAUCAGUAUGAACAGCAACAACAACAAUUGCAACAACAACCUCAUCAACUACAAGAAGACAAACAAGAAUGCCCACAAAAGGAAGCAGAAUUGGAAGAGCUUAGUGUUGUGAUAUAAGAUAGUGUUGUUAUGUAAGAUAGUGUUGCUUAGUGUUGAUAUAAGAUAGUGUUGUUAUGUAUGCUUAUAAAUUAAAUGUUGUCUACUUUAUUUGUAAAGUUUAUUUUUGACCUUUUAAUUAUAGAUAUUAAUAGUACCA